AUGGGCACGCUCCACAUUAGCGAAAAAGACGUUCCCGUGAAAGAUUUGCCCCCGUACAAUGAACCGACUCUUCCGAAUGUCACCAACGCCGCCCCCGACGAGAAGUCUCACGCUUUUACGCUGUCAUCGGAGCGCAAAUCGUUCGGAUCCUCAGACAACGUGCCCCCCGAAAUGGGUGCAUCGAGUGGCGGCGGGCUUACAAAGAGCCGCUGGGAACUUCUGAGGCAGGACGUGUGGCUUUUGCCGCUGGUGCACACCGAGUUCUGGAUAUCGGCGGCAUUUUCCUUGAUCCAGCCUUACUUUCCAAAUCUGGCUAUUUCAAGAGGCAUUGAUGCUUGGAAAUACGGCUUUGUUUUUUCUGCCUUCAAAAUGGCCAUGCUGAUUGGUUCCUUUGUUGCGGAGAAACUUAUGAAAACCAAGCCACCAACUGUCUGUUACCUCAUUGGUCAAGCAGGAUUCUUCACCUUCACAAUAAUAUUUGGUUGCAUGUACUGGGUACCAGGUGGCGAUGUCUUCCUCGGCUCGGCCAUCGCAUCAGCUCUUUUAGGUGGCCUCACGCACAACAUGUACCUCGUCAGCAUGUUUGCAGUUGUCACGACCCGGUUCAGCGAGCAAAGCGGCCUUAUCAUUGGCUUCCUUGAAUUUCUUUGGGGAGCCGGCAAUAUGCUGGGGUCGGCCAUCGGUGGAGCCCUGAUUGAGUUGUGGGCCUUCCCGCUGCCAUUCUUCGUAAUCGGUGCAAUAUCGAUGCUAUCCUUUCCAGUAAUCGCCUCGCUUGGGUCGGGGGUCAACAAAGGUAAAGGUAAGAAGGACACUACGUCAAUAACCGAAGCGCCCCCAGAAGACAACAGCGUCAAUUACAAGAAGCUUUUCUUGGACCCGGUGUUCCUGGGUGACAUGAUUACAAUUAUGAUGGGAUGGAUCAUUCUUGGAUUCAACGAACCAACGCUGGAACCGAAUCUUAAAGAGUUCCACUUGAGAAGCUCACGCAUAGGGACGAUUUACAUGGUGCAGUUUGCGAGUUACUGCAUCGGAUGCAUCAUUGCCGGCAUAGUUUGUCAUUUCAAGAAAAGCGCAUUCUACGCUUUCCUUGGAAUUGUUUUCGCAGCACUGGCCUAUGUGUUCCUGGGACCCGCGGUGUUCAUAGAACACAGACGGAAGCUGUGGAUGGUGUAUAUGUCUCAAGUACUCACGGGACUGGGAAUGUCAGCACAGUUCAUAGGUGGCUACAGUCACGUUAUCAAACUAGUGCUAGAGCGUGGUUACCCUGACAACAUGCGGACCAGCAGUUUUAUUUCCAGUUCUAUAUUCACGUUCCUCGUUAUUGGUGCUAUUAUCACGCCUCCCGUUGCCGGUUAUGUGGUUGGAACGUAUGGCUAUCGGACCGGAUGCACUGCCAUGUUCACACUGUUGACUGUCUGGGUAAGAUACCAUACUUUCCUUACUGCGACUAAUAAGACAUGA
Ixodes scapularis (black-legged tick) is the source of this 1461-nucleotide messenger RNA. RefSeq names its product MFS-type transporter SLC18B1. The coding region runs from base 1 to 1461 and encodes 486 amino acids. Gene Ontology annotation, biological process: transmembrane transport. Lineage: Eukaryota; Metazoa; Arthropoda; Arachnida; Ixodida; Ixodidae. The transcript has 12 exons. The record is from RefSeq and is a predicted model, not a curated record. Gene Ontology annotation, molecular function: transmembrane transporter activity.